GACGCAUCAUACAAAAGUAGGAUCCACGGCGUAAGAUUGCCAGCGACUCCUCUUCGUAUCAUUGAUUGGUGGGAAGGGCAACGGGGCUAGGCCAAUUCGCCAAGGUUCAUCUCCAGCACGAGGUCUGAGACAAAAAUCGGUUGACCAGCAAUCCAGAUGCCAUUCAUCAAUGCAUCCAGGAGCCUUCGAUAGCUCUUGUCUCCUUGCAGAUAGUGCGGCGCUCGCAUCGAUGGGAGAGUAGAAAGGGGCAACUCUUUCGGAUCACAUUCACCACGACCAUGCAGUUCGCUUUACCUCCGCGGAAGAGCUCAAAUCCUCCCCUGUAUGCUCGACCUUCACCAUCCUCAGCCCUACGGCGUCGACAACUCAAAUCCGUUGCUGUUCUGGGGUUCAUAAUCAUUUCUGUUUUCUUCUUUAUUUCCCAUAUUUUUUCCUCCGGUGAUUCUUCGACGACGACGGUUGCUAGUGGGCCAAAAGUGGUGCUGGUCACGGUUCUGGACGAGCAAAGUUUAAGUGAUAAGUACAUCCAGCGGAUCAAGCAGAAUCGGGAGGACUAUGUGAAACGACAUGGGUACAUCAACUUCUUCGCAAGUACAUCGGAAUACGUCUCCGUCCUUAACAAUGCCCCUCGAAGCUGGGCAAGUGUUCCGGCCGUCCGGCAUGCGAUGACAUUAUAUCCCGGAAGCACCUACUUCUUCCACCUCUCGCCUCAUUCACUUAUCAUGGAUCCCACGAUACCUAUAACCUCACACGUUCUCGAUCCCAAGCAGCUCGAGUCCCUUAUGCUCAAAGACAUCCCCGUUGUGCCGCCAGACAGCGUGAUAAAAACCUUCAGCCACUUAUCCGGAAAGGAUGUCGAUUUAGUUAUUACUCAAGAUGCGGAGAACUUAUGCCCCGGUAGCUUCGUUAUCAGACAGGGGGAAUGGGCGAAAUUCUUCCUCGACGCUUGGUUUGACCCAUUAUACCGGCGCUAUAACUUUGCCAAAGCCGAAACCCAUGCUCUUGACCACAUUGUACAAUGGCACCCGACCAUGCUCGCCAGGCUUGCCCUCGUCCCACAGCGAAUAUUAAACUCUUAUAGUCCACAAUCAUCGAAAGCAGCUGCCAGCGGCAAGUAUCGCGAAGGCGAUUUUCUCAUUCGAUUCAAGGGCUGCGAAGCGGGUGGACAACGGAAUUGCGAGCAAGAAAUGGAGCCAUAUUUUCAAGAAUGGGCGAAGAAGACAGGCAAUGAUAAAUGACGAAGAGCCACUGGAAUUGAUGUCUCUGACAUGAUAUGAACAUUUUUAUUUUUUUUACUCAGCGGGGCUGCCUUUUUGCCGUCUAUCAUCUGAUUGCUCUUUUGAUUUCGUUUUUUUGGCCGGGGCAUAUCAGAAUUAUCCUUUAAUUUUACACUAUUAUUGUACA
Coccidioides immitis RS is the source of this 1404-nucleotide messenger RNA. Its product is annotated as alpha-1,6-mannosyltransferase subunit. Gene Ontology annotation, cellular component: mannan polymerase complex; Golgi membrane. Bases 279 to 1238 code for a protein of 319 amino acids. NCBI's taxonomy places the organism in Eukaryota, Fungi, Ascomycota, Eurotiomycetes, Onygenales, Onygenaceae. The record is from RefSeq and is a predicted model, not a curated record. The transcript has 3 exons. Gene Ontology annotation, molecular function: alpha-1,6-mannosyltransferase activity. Gene Ontology annotation, biological process: protein N-linked glycosylation.